Penicillium alfredii is the source of this 1581-nucleotide messenger RNA. RefSeq lists its product as uncharacterized. Gene Ontology annotation, cellular component: membrane. The transcript has 5 exons. The coding region runs from base 1 to 1581 and encodes 526 amino acids. Gene Ontology annotation, molecular function: transmembrane transporter activity. Gene Ontology annotation, biological process: transmembrane transport; amino acid transport. NCBI's taxonomy places the organism in Eukaryota, Fungi, Ascomycota, Eurotiomycetes, Eurotiales, Aspergillaceae. The record is from RefSeq and is a predicted model, not a curated record.
AUGGUUUCGAUGGCUUCCGACUCCCGUCGCCCGUCGCGGGUAUCGGUCACGCGAGCGGAACAAGGCGUCGACACCACCCAGGCGGAUCGCACGCUGGAGGACCUGGGGUACACGCCCGAAUUAAGCCGCAACCGCUCCGUCUGGCAAGUCACUUUUAUGUGCUUCAUCCUCUCGUCGGUCCCCUACGGUCUGUCGACUACGCUGUACUAUCCUCUGGCCGCCGGUGGCCCCGUCGACAUCGUUUGGGGCUGGGUACUGGUGUCCUUCUUGAUCCUAUGCGUCGCCAUUUCCUUGGCCGAAAUCACCUCAGUCUAUCCCACUGCCGGUGGCGUCUACUAUCAAACCUUUGUCCUGUCGCCACUCUGGUGUCGUCGCGUAGCCUCGUGGAUCUGCGGCUGGGCUUAUGUCGCGGGCAACAUCACCAUUACCCUGGCGGUCAACUUCGGAACUACACUCUUCUUCGUCUCCUGUCUCAACGUAUUCGAAAAGGCCCCCAACGUCGGCAUCACCGAUGACUUUCAACCCUACCAAACCUACCUCAUUUUCUUAGCCAUCACCCUGCUCACUCAUGCCAUUUCCGCAUUUGGUAACAAAUGGCUGCCAUGGUUGGAAACCUUUGCUAUUUUCUGGACCCUCGCCGGAUUGAUCGCGAUCGUCGUCUUCGGUCACUUUGAGCCUCAGGCUGGGUGGCCUGCCGGUUGGUCAUUUUUCAUCGGGUUGUUGCACGCCGCCUAUGCGACCUCUGCUACUGGCAUGAUCGUCUCUCUCUGUGAAGAGGUCCGAGAGCCCGCAGUCAUGGUCCCCAAGGCCAUGGUCGGAACCGUCAUCAUCAACACCAUCGCCGGUCUUGUGUUCUUGAUCCCAGUCUGCUUUGUUUUGCCGGAUUUGAAGGACCUGGUGGCCCUAGCUUCGGCUCAGCCGACGCCCCCGAUCUUUAAAUCGGCCAUCGGCAACUCCGCCGGCGCAUUCUGUCUACUGAUCCCGUUGCUAGUCCUCGGCAUCAUCUGCGGAGUGGGUUGUGUGACGGCUACUUCCCGCUGUACCUGGGCCUUUGCCCGUGAUGGCGGCAUUCCUGGCUCGGGAUGGUGGCGUGUCAUCAACAAGCACCUGGAUAUCCCCUUCAAUGCCAUGAUGCUUGGUAUGGUCAUCGAGAUUGCCCUGGGCGCUAUUUACUUCGGGUCCACCGCUGCCUACAAUGCCUUCUCGGGUGUGGGCGUUAUCUUCUUGACCAUGAGUUACGCCUGUCCGAUCGCCGUGUCACUGAUCUUCCGCCGUCGCGAGGACAUUGAGCAUGGUAGCUUCAACUUUGGCUUCGUGGGUAUGAUGGCCAACAUCUUUGCUCUGGCAUGGAGUAUGCUUGCCAUUCCGUUGUUCAGUAUGCCAACGCUCAAGGCCGUCACCAAGGAGAGCAUGAACUACGCCUCUGUGGUCUUCGUUGGGUUUGUUAUGAUUGCGGCCGUCUGGUAUGGAGUCUGGGGUUACCACAACUACCGCGGACCCCCCACCGAAGCCGUGGGACGAGAUGAAGAUUCUGCGCCGGACGCCACGACCGAAGUGCCCGACAAGAUGAAGAGUCCAUGA